UAUGGCUGAGCAGGAAGUGAGCCCAGACCAUAAUGGUGGAGGGUCACUGAAAACCAGAUUGGACAAGUGGGGCCAGAUUGAGAAUUUGGAGGUCAGCAUCGGGCACGGAGGCUCCUGCUUGCUUUCUGAGGGUGCUGCCAGCUUGGAUCCAUGCAUCGUGUCCCCAGAGGUGACUGAACCAAAGAAGCACCCACAUAAAGCCAGAGGCCCAGAAGGUUCUCCACUGCCCCGACCGCCAGUGCCCUGGGCACAAGAGUGCCCCUCAGCCACUAUGCCCUUUGCCGAGGGCCCCCCGGAAGCUUGCUUGGCAAGUCCAGCAGCAGCACCUGAAGACUGGCCCCUCGCCCAGCCCCUCGCUCAGCACCCCAGGAAGGAACUUUCUCCACAUGCCCCAGGGGACUCCCUGGCAGCAUUUGCCCCUUGUGGGGACAGCCCCACUCAGCACAGUGUGGUUGCCAUUGCACCCAGUUCUGGAAGAGAGGAAGCCCUGAAAGAAGGGGGACAAAAAUCCACGUUCUCCAGUUCCACGAAUCAGUCACCAGGAACUUCACCAGCACCUCCCAGAGAGCCAGCGAAGGGACAGCUGUGUGGGGAAGAUGGCCGGCUUGGUGGUUUCGAGUCCCAAGAGAAAGAGGCUGCAGGUGGCUUCCCCCUGCCAAAGUCCGGGCAAGUGGCAGCUUCUAUACAAGUGGCUCCUGGGAGCCCUCCUGCAACCCAGUCAGGCAAGGAGAGUUCAGCUGGCCUGGAGGAGUACCCCCCAAAGCCCAAGACCCCAACCCCACAAGAUCCGGCCCCCAGAGCCUCAGGCAGAGAAAACUGUGAAGUAGAGGUGCCGCCUCAGGAUUCAGCUGCCGACUCGAGAUUCCUUGGGGCCUGCUGUCCCACUGGGGGCAGCUCAGGGGCUGCCCCAGAAGCUGAGGCAAUUGCUGUUUCCCGGGAAAGCUGCCAGCAGCAAAUGGGGGCUCAAAUGCCCUGGGAUUCAUUGUGUCCUGCCCUGGCGCUGGGGGCCAGGGACUCUUGGAUGGAGAUUUUGGAUGCCAGUAAUGCUCAGUAUCACUCACAGAUGGGGACACAAGAAACCGAGCCCAAUAAAGCUGUCUGCGUGGCAGCAGACCGCCAACCUGAAGGGGCUCAGCUUGUGAGUGCUGAGGAUGCGCGCCCAGCUGCAAGCCUCACUUCUCAGACUGCUGCUCGGGCCUCUGUUGCUGUAGAAGAACCCAGCUGGCUGGCCAGGGAGAUAGUUUCAGGGGCUGAGAUGCCCGUUCUUACAGAUCCGGCGAAAGAGCUGGCAGCUGCAGGGCUGGUGGGACAGGAGAAUCAUGCAUUAGAUCUUGGAAGUGAAAGAGAGGGUCUGGAAGGGAGCCCUGAAGAGGUUCCUGCCUGUUCAAGCCAGGAGAGAGCAGAGCUCUGCUACAGGGAGCAGAGCCUCAAAGCCCCACAAGCAGUGCUGACCCCUCCUCCCUGUGCAUCAGACAAAAGUUCCAGAAGGUUAUCUGGGUCAGAGGAUGAAGCCAAGGCCCCUGACAGCCCAGCUGUUGCUGAGGAGAAAAGCAGACGACCUGGGGCUGACCCUAUACAACAGGAAGACGCCCUAGAGCCGCCUGACGGCGCAGAUCCUGGGAACCUGUGUGGAGAGCAACCCCGGGCCUUCAGCGGCAAGACCAACCCAGAGAUAGAGAAAGACGAGGUUUCAAAGCUCACCAGUGACACGGGGAGCAAAGUCCUUCCGAGCAUGGCCUCAGCACAGCCACUCAGAAAGGAGGAACCCGGGCACGCAGACGGGCCCUGCUCUUCAUCAGAAGCUGCAGCUCGCAGCUCAGGGGCCCGUGUGGUCCAUGAGUCUGGCUCAGUGCACGAGCUCCAUGAGCAGGGUCCUGUCCCGCCCCCUGGGCCAGAUGGAGCCAGUGAACACGUUAUUCCCGAAGGAGCUGCCUGGGAGGGGCCGGGAUUGCAGCCCAAACGUCCUGACACCCUUCAGGACGUGGGGGGACUGGGAAGAAUGGACUCUCUUCCUGCUUUAGAAUCUGAGAAAUCAGACUUCCUGUCAACUCCGGCUGCAGAGGUCGUCCCCAAAGCUCAGGAGGUGGAGAGCUCAUCUGAAAUACAGACGAGGAGCCACCCGUCUGUGCAGGGGCCCGGCAGCUGUGAUGGGGAGGGCUUGCUGACGUCCCCCCAACCCCGUGGGCUGGAGCGUGAUGCAGCUGGACAGGAAGUCCAAGUUGAGGAGCCACAUCCCCCCGAUGGGGAGAGCUUAGCAGUGGACUGUGGGCUUACGAUGCUCAGCCCGGAGCAAGAUCAGCAGGGAAAUCCGCCCUCCCCAGGAAACAGCUGGAUGCAAGUAACUGCACCCGAGGGGCCCCCAAUAUCUUCUGAGAACCAUCUUCACCCAUCCCAAUUGGACCCAGAAGCAUCUGUCGUUGAUACGCUCAGGGAGAAGGCCCAGCCGUGUGAAAAUGAGAAAGAGACUUCUCCAAGUGAUCCAGGUUUGAAGGACCCAGGUGCAGAUUCGCCCCAAAUCCACGGACCUGUGGAAGCUCAGGAGGAGGUGAGCUUGCCCACUCACGGAGGAGAGGAGCAGGCUUCUGACACAGAACUUCAAAGUGAGUCCUCCAAAGGCAGCCUGUCUGAUGCUCCAAGUUCAGCUCCCAGGGACACAGAUCUGCAAUGCGCUGUGACAGAGCACUCGGAGUUGUCAGGACUAGGGGAGAGUGGACAAGAGGGAGCAUGCACUGGCAGUCAGUCCCCCAAGGCCUCGCGUCCUGCAGCAGACACCUUACAAGACUCCUCUGUUGCAGGAGGCUUAACCACAAAGGAAAGCUGCUGUGCUGGGCAGGGGCUGAGCAAGUCCCAGCAGGAGCUGGUUGCUGGGCCAAAAGGCAGUAGCCAGCAUGAUGAAGCCUGCCGCGGGGAUACAGAAGUUUCUGAAGCUGCUGACACUUGCCCCCCACUCAAGGGCUUGCGUAAGAUGGAGAAGGCAAGUGGGAACACAGUGGGGGCCCUACCUUGUCGGCCUGACUCAGUACCACUCCUGGAUGUAGCUCACUGCCUGCCAGCCCCAGUGCCUGCCAGCCCCGGCGUCACACCCACUCAGGAUGCUCCGGAGAGAGAGGCAUGUGAUGAGACCCAGGAAGGCAGGCACCGACCAGCACCGGCCCCGCAGAAGGAAAUGGAGUGCCCCAACAACGCCUUGGAUGCAGAGGCCCAAAAGCUUCUUGGAAGUUUCCCAUCAGCCGAGGAGCGUGGUGCAGAAGGUGGGGCUACUGAGACUGGUGGGGGUGCUGAUGAAGGAGACCUGGGGAUGCAGCGGGCUCCAGAGGAGCCAGGAGGAGCUGCUCUAAGCAGUGGCUUGCUUCAGACUGAGCAGUGCCUCUCCCCUGGGGAGCAAGCUUCCACGUCUGCCCCAGGUGAGCCUGGCCAAGCUGACCAGCCCUCGGCCAGCUCCCAGGAUACCUUGCUGCCAGCAGGAGAGCUGGGUGAGACUCUGAGGAGCACAGUGGAUAUUUCUGCAGCCCAGGCUGUCCCUGACCUUAAGAGGCUCCUGCCAUCUGGGCCACCAGAAGAGACUGUUCUUGACACUCCUUACCUGCAUAUUGACGGUGCUGCCAGGAAAGGCGCAGAAGACUGUGAAGUGAAAGAGGUUUCCUCUCGAGGUCCCAGAGGUCCUGGUGAAAGCCCUUGUCCCAUAGCGGAGCCCCUGCUUGCCUUGGGAAAUGCCGCCUCCAGGAAGCUGUCUGCUGGCUCCCUUGGCCCCCUCUCUGAGCCAGGAGGUGCAGGUGGGGAAAUCUCUGCAGGGCGAGACAGCAGUGGAAGCCUCAAAGCCGGGACCUUUGAGGAACUUGUGGACUCCGUACCCUACCUGGACAGGACGCCGUUUCUGGCCGAUGGUAAGCUGACGACAGGGGAGAAGAAAGCGGCAAGCGGUUCCGAUGCAGGUGCCCACCCCUGUGAGCCUCCUGAGUGCCCUGCCAGUGAGGAGGGCAUGGCAGGUGAUGCAGCAGGCCGGCCGGAAAGCAGUGGGGAGAAGAUGGUAGAACCUUCCCAGGAUCCGACGAUGGGCGCAUCACGUGGUGUGGAUGCAAGCUCCAAGCAGACCAGCACGGUUGCCGGGUUCCCUGACUUCAGGGAGCACAUCACCAAGAUCUUUGAGAAGUCUGUGCUCGGGGCCCUGACCGCAGAUCGGCCUCAGCGGACAUCGGGAGAAAAGGCAGGAGCUGGGAGGAGCCUGGCAGGCAAGGACCUGGCCAUGUCAUUCAGCCCAGAGAAGCUUCCAGAUGGAGUGGCUGUAGCCCCUCUCCCUGCCCCUCCUGCUGGACUCUGGGUGAACUCAAAGGAGAGGAGGCACGAGUUGGCUGUAGAGGCUGAGAUUUCCCAUCUGGUUCCCCAGGAUCCAGCUCCAGAGAAGCUGCCAGAGCUGGUGGGGCCGGCCUCAGAGCAGAGCCUGCCAGGUGCCAACGUGGGGAAGGAAAUGACUGGCGCCCCGCAGAUGCUGAAGGAAAGCGAGACGGCGGAGGGGGCCGGGGAAGGCGGGCUGAGGCUUGGAGGCCAGGCCCCCUCACAGGGGGGAAGCCGCUGGCAGGACUCGGCUUUGGGCCUCUCUUCACAGGCCGCUUCUCCAGGGACUCCGGUGGAGAAAGCUGCUGAAUUGCAGGUGGCUCCCCAGAGCCACCGGGAAGGGGACUUGGUUCAAGAUGAUAGAAUUCCUUCUGGAAAACAGCACCAGGGAACAUCCGCCAGCAACAGUCAACCCAGCGAAGAUGAGGCCAGGGGUCUUGCUCACACAGGGGCUCCAGGUGACAUGCCAGCGUCCACCUCUGCCCUGCGAGCAUCUUCUCCCCAUGGGGAUGUUCCGAUUGUGGCCGAGGCUGUCAGUGAGCCCUGGGCCCCCGACACACCUGGGGGUGAAAAGAGGCAUGGAGGUGCUGCUGGGAUCUCGGAAACACAGAAUGCCCAGGGCAGUCAGAGUGCCCCUGAGCCAGCAGCUGGAGAAGUGACGGAUACGCCCCUGGAGCCGGGCUUGGUGGCAGGAACUGCUGGGGAAGCAGAGGGUGACAUCACUUUGAGCACCGCUGAGACCGGGGCACAUGUGUCUGGUGACCUGCCGGAAACAGGUGCUACGAGGAUGCUCUCCGGCGUGGCUCCUGCCUCCACGCUGCCAGGGAGCUGUGAGGCCCCAGGCUGCUCUGAGGGGCCUCCGGGGAUGGAGGCUGCAGCCACCCUGCGCGGGGAGAGCCCAGCUGGGCCCCAGGAGGCUGAGCAGCAGCCCCGGCCUGAGCUUCCUGCUCCUGCUGAGAACGGGAAGGUGUGUGUCUCCUCACCUCCAGAACCUGACGAAACUCAUGACCCAAAGCCGCAAAUCCUGGUUCCAGAAGCAGUUCGCGCCGAAAGAAAGAGCCCCGGGCCUGGCCCAGCCACCUUAGCUUCCAUUCCUGAGAAGGGUGCUCCAGAUGUCACCGGCGAGGCCAUUUCCGGCGAGGCCAGCAGUGCGGGAGGAGCAGAACGUUCACCUGUAGCAGAUGAUGUCGCUCAGCCAGCUGCCCUUGAAGACCUGGAAAACCCACUCUUAGCUGCCCCUUCCCACCACGGUGAUGUCACCAGCCAGGUCUCCAGGGAUCUGACAGCGCAGAGGAGUUCUGACUCGGAAGAAGCAUUUGAGACCCCGGAGUCCACGACCCCAGUCAAAGCUCCACCAGCCCCACCCCCGCCACCCCCGGAAGUCGUUCCAGAGCCUGAGAUCAGCGCACCGCCUCCCCCCGAAGAACCAGAUCCCGGAGAAUUAGAGGGGCUGAAGCUGUUCUUUAGCAGAGAUGGCUUUUACCUCCUGGGGGAUGUGGCCCCUGGUGGAAUGGGCCCAGUGGAUGUGGACGGCAGUGACCAGCAGUGGGGACUCCGAUNCGAGGAGCAGCAAGCAUCUGAGACAAAAACGGAAUCAGCCCAGCUGGAAGGUUCUGGACCAGUCUUGUCGGAAGAGGUGCCCCUAGAACCUGCUGCUGUGCCCAGGGCUACCUGCCCUUUGGACUCUGAGGGUGCAGAGGGGGCUGUCCCCCCAGCUUCUGGAGGUGGCAGAGUACAGAACUCACCCCCCGUUGGAAGGGAAGCAUUGCCUCUUGCCACGGCCCCGGAGGCAGUGGAGGUGACCCCAUCAGAUAGCGGGGAGCAAGAGGACUCCCCAGCCAAAGGGCUUUCAGUGAGGCUGGAGUUUGACUAUUCUGAGGACAAGGGUAGUUGGGACAGCCAGCAGGAAAACCCCCCUCCUACCAAAAAGAUAGGCAAAAAGCCGGUUGCCAAAAUGCCCCUAAGGAGGCCAAAGAUGAAAAAAACACCUGAAAAACUGGACAACGCCCCUGCCUCACCUACCAGAUCCCCUGCUGAGCCCAAUGACAUCCCUAUUGCUAAAGGUACCUACACCUUUGAUAUUGACAAGUGGGAUGACCCCAAUUUUAACCCUUUUUCUUCCACCUCAAAAAUGCAGGAGUCUCCCAAACUGCCCCAACAAUCAUACAGCUUUGACCCAGACACCUGUGAUGAGUCCACUGACCCCUUUAAGACGUCCUCUAAGACCCCCAGCUCACCUUCUAAAUCCCCAGCCUCCUUUGAGAUCCCAGCCAGUGCCAUGGAAGCCAAUGGAGUGGACGGGGACGGGCUAAACAAGCCCGCCAAGAAGAAGAAGACGCCACUGAAGACUGACACAUUUAGGGUGAAAAAGUCGCCAAAACGGUCUCCUCUCUCUGAUCCACCUUCUCAGGUAUACUGUUGCCUUGAUAUUUAUGAUUUUAUUGCGCACCCGGGAGUGAAGGGUGAUGUGACUCCCAAAUGGCAGAAGCCCCUUUACAGCAAGAGGUUUUACCAGUUGUCUGAAGAGUUGGAUUACAGAAACUCCUAUGAAAUUGAAUAUAUGGAGAAAAUUGGCUCCUCCUUACCUCAGGACGAUGACGCCCCGAAGAAACAGGCCUUGUACCUUAUGUUCGACACUUCUCAGGAGAGCCCGGUCAAGUCUCCCCCCAUCCGGAUGUCGGAGUCCCCGACACCAUGUUCAGGGUCAAGUUUUGAGGAGACUGAAGCCCUUGUGAACGCUGGGGCGAAGAUCCAGCAUCCCGUCCCACGAGGACUGGCCCCCAACCAAGAGCCGCACUUGCAGGUGCCAGAGAAAUCCUCUCAGAAAGAGCUGGAGGCCAUGGCUUUGGGCACCGCUUCAGAUGCGAUUGAAAUUACAGCUCCUGAGGGCUCCUUUGCCUCUGCUGACGCCCUCCUCAGCAGGCUGGCUCAUCCAGCCUCCCUCUGUGGUGCGCUUGACUAUCUGGAACCCGACUUAGCAGAAAAGAACCCCCCCGUAUUUGCCCAGAAACUUCAGGAGGAGUUAGAGUUUGCCAUCAUGCGGAUAGAAGCCCUGAAGCUGGCAAGGCAGAUUGCCCUGGCUUCCUGCAGCCGCCAGGACACCAAGAGAGAAGCUGCUCACCCAACAGAUGUCUCCAUCUCCAAAACGGCCUUGUACUCCCGCAUCGGGACCGCCGAGGUGGAGAAACCCGCAGGCCUUCUGUUCCAGCAGCCCGACCUGGACUCAGCACUCCAGAUCGCCAGAGCAGAGAUCAUAACCAAGGAGAGAGAAGUUUCAGAGUGGAAAGAGAAAUACGAAGAAAGCCGGCGGGAAGUGAUGGAAAUGAGGAAAAUAGUGGCCGAGUAUGAGAAGACGAUCGCGCAGAUGAUAGAGGAUGAACAGAGGGAGAAGUCGGUCUCCCACCAAACGGUCCAGCAGCUGGUCCUGGAGAAGGAGCAAGCCCUGGCUGACCUGAACUCUGUGGAGAAAUCUCUGGCUGAUCUCUUCAGGAGAUACGAGAAGAUGAAAGAGGUCCUGGAGGGCUUCCGCAAGAAUGAAGAGGUGCUGAAGAAGUGUGCCCAGGAGUACCUGUCCCGAGUGAAAAAGGAGGAGCAGCGGUACCAGGCCCUGAAAGUGCACGCAGAGGAGAAGCUGGACAGGGCCAAUGCUGAGAUCGCCCAGGUCCGGGGCAAGGCCCAGCAGGAGCAGGCCGCCUACCAGGCCAGCCUGCGGAAGGAGCAGCUGCGAGUGGACGCUCUGGAAAGAACGCUGGAGCAGAAGAACAAAGAGAUAGAAGAACUCACCAAGAUCUGUGAUGAACUGAUUGCCAAAAUGGGGAAAAGCUAACUUUGAACCAAAUGUUUGGACUUGACCGUUGCGUGCAAUAUGACCGUCGGCACACUGCUGUCCUUCCAGUUCCAGGGACAAGCUCUGUUUUCACUUUUCGUAUGCACUACUGUAUUUCCUUUCUACAUAACGUUGAUUUGAUUGUAUGCAGUACUAAGGAGACUAUCAGAAUUUCUUGCUAUUGGUUUGCAUUUUUCAUAGUAUAAUUCAUAGCAAGUUGACCUCAGAGUUCCUGUAUCAGGGAGAUUGUCUGAUUCUCUAAUAAAAGACAAAUCGCUGACCUUGGCUUUGCCCUUUGUCCAUGAGUUCCCAGGGUGAGCGGCUUUUGGAUGUAAUAUGAACAUGUACAGCUUGCACAGGGACUCUUGCCUUAAGGAGUGUAAACUUGAUCUGCAUUUGCUGAUUUGUUU
Hipposideros armiger (great roundleaf bat) is the source of this 8568-nucleotide messenger RNA. RefSeq names its product transforming acidic coiled-coil containing protein 2 (gene TACC2). The transcript is spliced from 21 exons. The coding region runs from base 2 to 8158 and encodes 2718 amino acids. The record is from RefSeq and is a predicted model, not a curated record. Lineage: Eukaryota; Metazoa; Chordata; Mammalia; Chiroptera; Hipposideridae. Gene Ontology annotation, cellular component: cytoplasm. Gene Ontology annotation, biological process: mitotic spindle organization; cerebral cortex development; nuclear migration.